GACCAAAAUUCGCGAUUCAAAUCCUGAGGUGAACACAUGGUGGCUGUUUAUAUUCGAUAUUUGUAAUCAAGAGUCACGACAUCUCCAUAUGAGGCAGAGUAUCGAGUUGGAAGCCCAGGGGAUCUAAUCCUCCGUGUCUCAGUUCCUAGGAAAAAAUAGUACUCAUCGAUUUCCAAUUUUAGUUAACCGAUCGUCUAGCAACACAUAAUUAACAUAACAAAUGAAGGUCAUGGUAACCAGUAUUAUAAUCAAACUGGGAAAUUCUCGGAACUCAUUGAUAUUCAAUGAAAAAUUGUAAAUAAGAUGAAGUCAACGUAUUUUUUGUUUGAUUAAAAGCGGGUCCAAAAUGGCGUUCAAACGUGUUUAUUGUCUGAUUGAGGUUUCGCUCUUGUGCAGUACAGCUUACGCUCUUAGAUGCUACCAAUGCGUGGAUGUGUUCACGUCAAGCAAUGUUAUAAGCACAGUGGGACAUACUGAUUUUAGCUGCGAAUAUCCUUCAUCCUCAACUGCUACUACUACCUGUCGUAAAGGAGAAGUGUGUGGAUACGUAAAUGGAAAAGUGGAGGCAUCAGUGAAUUUGAUAUUUGCGAGGUUUAAAGUGACGAUCACUAUUCACGCAAGGGAUUGUAUGUCGGUGGAGCCUGGGACAAGCAUGAUGACGUGCUACAAAAACAAAUAUUACAGUGAUGCAAUUAACAAAGCACUUUCAUUCAUCAGUGGUUUGGUGGAUAUAACAUUUGAUGGCGAUGUAUGUUUCUGUAACGCUUGGAGCUAUUGUGAACCACCGGACAGUUGGAUAUGGUGGGCUAUUGGUGGAGGAGCUGCCGGUUUCAUCGUCAUGGUGAUUCUUCUCAGCCUUUGCUGUUACUUCUAUUGCUGUAAGAAACGCGUAGCUCCACAGCCUAUCAUCAUGCACUCUGGGGGCACGAUGGCUCCAGGUACUUCCACAGUUACGUAUGUAAACGGAGGAUAUACACAUGGAGGUAUGGUUUCCAGUCACCGUGGACCCAUACAGACGCAUGGACCCGCACAGACCCAUGGACCCAUACAGACCAUUGCGCCCAUACAGCCCAAUGGAACCAUACAGAGCUACUAAAUCUGACAUGAUACUCCAUUUAUCCA
Messenger RNA from Owenia fusiformis, 1122 nucleotides. The record is from the annotation of a GenBank genome assembly. Lineage: Eukaryota; Metazoa; Annelida; Polychaeta; Sabellida; Oweniidae.